AUGGAACAGCCACAUUUUCUCAAAGUUGCAUCUAAAUCAGCUUCUAGCUUAUUGUCAACGGCGUCAGUACCGCAGCUCAGCUCCACUACAGUGGCAACAACUGCAAUCAAUUACGAGAAUGUAAACCUGGAAAUACAAUCAAUCCGAAAUGGUUCUCCAUCAACACAAUUCGAUAAUAGUAGUGUAGCAUCCGAGCUUCACUUAUCAGAGUAUAUCGAAGAUCUACCGUUCUUGCCUUCAAAAGUGCGCAAUUCACAACGACCUCAAAAUGAUCAUAAUUAUUUGGCAUUAUAUAAGAACCCAUUUAAUUUGGAGGAGGAUCAAUACUUUCGUCUGUGCAUCACCAUAUCCAAAACCGAUGAUGAACAACAGUUUCAUCGAAAAUUGAAGCAGUUUUUCAUCUUUUCUACUGCCGGAAAACCGAUAUACUCAAUGAAUGGGUCGGACGAUGUGAUUAUUGGUUAUGUGGGUGUAUUGACAACAAUACUUUCUACAUUUCAAGAGGAUCUUCACAAAGACUUGAAAAGCAUCAGAAUAGAAGAUGAGUUGAAAAUUGUUGCCUUGAAUAGAGCACCCAUAGUGUUGAUUACAAUUACCAAGUUAAAUCAUGAAACAGAUAGCUUCCUUGAAUCCCAACUAAACGUACUAUACAUGUACUUGUUGAGUAUAUUGUCAAAAUCAGCAAUCGAUAAGCAUUUCAAUAAUGGACUAAAUUAUGACUUGCGUCGAGUUUUGAGCCCAUUGGACUUUUCGAAUUUGGAUGACUUGUGUAUGAAAUUGACCUUUGGAUUGCCCAAUGGACUUGAUUUCUAUUUGAGUCAGUUGUUUUCAUGUCAACAAAGCAUCAAAAUACGAUACACAUUAAGAUCAAAAAUGAACAAAAUACUAAAGACAUACAAGGAUGAAGAUCUAAUUUUCACCAUUUUGGCCAAGUCUCACAUUAUUUUAAAUUAUAUUCGCAAUAAAACCCACAAUUUAUCUAGCAAUGAUAUGAAGUUGUUGUUAUUUAUUGUGAAAUCUAUGAAGACCAAAGAAGAAGAUUUAUGGAUGCCAUUAUGUAUGCCAGAAUUCAAUAGCAAUGGUUUCCUAUACGUAUUUGUUCGAACAUGGGGUCAGAAAAGUUUGAUACUCAUUAGUGGGAACAAAAAUUCGUUUUACAAAUUAAAAGAAAUAGCAAGUGGUAUAAUACUAACAGCCGAAAGAUCACAGAACCGUGAAUUUCUUGCCAGUUUUCAACGUGAAUUAAGUACACCAAUCUCGAGCCAGAUCCCAUUUGUCGUCAAGCAUUUCAUGUAUAUAAAUAAAAAAACUAAUCAAUUUGUAUGCAGCGAAGCACCACACGAAAAUAGAGAUGUUGUACUCCAAUUGAUCAAUUACUACACACAAUUGAAAAAUAACAAGUCCAGUGUACAGAUCAAGGAUGUAUCUAUUAAGUACAAAAAAUUAUCGUAUAUGAAGUGGGGCAAUGUGACUGGGUUUAUGAUUACCGAGGACGCCUAUGCAUCUUAUUGUAUCAUCAAUGAUGAUCUCGAUUCAAGGAAAUUGGUUGAUGUUAGUGUUUCUAUAAUCAAAUGGUGUAAGAAUAAUCAAUCACGAUUAUUUACAAAGUGA
This is a messenger RNA of Lodderomyces parapsilosis, 1611 nucleotides long. RefSeq lists its product as uncharacterized. Gene Ontology annotation, cellular component: fungal-type vacuole membrane; Mon1-Ccz1 complex. The transcript has a single exon. The coding region runs from base 1 to 1611 and encodes 536 amino acids. The record is from RefSeq and is a predicted model, not a curated record. Gene Ontology annotation, biological process: vesicle-mediated transport; protein targeting to vacuole. NCBI's taxonomy places the organism in Eukaryota, Fungi, Ascomycota, Pichiomycetes, Serinales, Debaryomycetaceae.